GUUUUUGCUCCGUACGUUACCUAUUGGGUUUGCUGUGUUCAUGGUCCAUUUGGCUACUAUCCCCAUAACUGGAACUGGAAUUAAUCCAGCUAAAAGCUUUGGUAUUGCUAGAUACAAUCUGGUGAAGUUUCCUCGUUUGGCAUGGGACCCUCGACUGGCGAACCCUCCCCCGACGACUCGUCUCGAGCUUCUGCCGUCGUCUCCUGCGCCUUUUCCGCCAACACCGUCUCAAGAGUAGCUAAC
Molecule: messenger RNA, 243 nt
Organism: Arabidopsis thaliana (thale cress)
Lineage: Eukaryota; Viridiplantae; Streptophyta; Magnoliopsida; Brassicales; Brassicaceae
Product: Aquaporin-like superfamily protein
Exons: 3
Coding region: 41-238 (65 amino acids)
Cellular component (GO): membrane
Source: RefSeq, marked reviewed